ACAUCAAUUAAUUAGCCGUCUGUGUCAACUAGGAGAAGGAACUCGUUCUCACACCAAGCGAGGAAACCAAACCGAAGGAAAAGGAAAAAUGUUGCAGUUCCCGGCGUUCAUGACGCAGUACCCGUGGUCGACGAGGACGAUUCCGACGUCGUUUCUGCUUCCCUCUCAGUGGCCCCAACCCCACAGCGAGGAGCUCCUUCUCGCCAUGGAGGAGUCCGAUUUCGAUGAAAAGUGUAAUGAGAUCAGGAAGACAAAUAGCAACCUGGUUGUGAUUGGGAAAACCACCGUUGAUAAUGACAAAGAAGACUAUGACAAUGAUGCCGACGACGACGAUGCAGACAAUGCAGAGGAAUCUGAGGGUGAAGAGUUUGAGCAGGAAACUGCUUGAAAAGGCUUUGUAUGCCCCCCAAUUCUUACCUUUUGUGUGUAAAGAUACUUAAUGUUGGCAUAUGCAACGGCAUGACUUAUAGUUAAUAAGAACAAUUGCAAGCUUCAAAGAUA
This is a messenger RNA of Juglans microcarpa x Juglans regia, 501 nucleotides long. RefSeq lists its product as uncharacterized. Gene Ontology annotation, cellular component: anaphase-promoting complex. The record is from RefSeq and is a predicted model, not a curated record. Bases 89 to 388 code for a protein of 99 amino acids. Lineage: Eukaryota; Viridiplantae; Streptophyta; Magnoliopsida; Fagales; Juglandaceae. The transcript has 2 exons. Gene Ontology annotation, biological process: regulation of mitotic cell cycle spindle assembly checkpoint.